UAUAGAUUAGUGUAUAAUAUGAAGUGCUUAGUAUAAACGUGUUCAGAUAGAAUUCAACUUUGAUGCCUAAUUGAUAAGAUAAUUAGAAUAAGCGUAGAAUUUAGACGAAUGGCCGCAUAACAAAUCGCACAUUAAUUGUUCUGACUUAGUUUACGUAUCCAGUAUUUAUUGUUCAGUGUUUAUUGUUCAGUUGUCCUUUGUUCUAGCUGCCUGAUGCUGGGCAGAAAUACAGUUUUGUUUCGUGUGUGUGAAAUGACAAAGUGACUUUACUUGAAUCUCGCCCAGUAAGACGCUGCCUGCGAAAUGUCACUUUUGCCGGUGAACUCGGGUCCUCCCCCAGUUCGAGCCGCAAGCCGCAACUACAACCGCAGUAAAGACAAUGCGCUGCGCGCUGAUUGGCUGAAACUGAAUGCGCUCUGGUGUUUCUUGAAUAAUGUGGCCAAACCUUUUAUUGAUAUGUAAAUCUGACCGUAUAAAUACCACCUACAAGCUAAAGGUACUAACAGCGUAUUCUGCCUAAGCCGUGCUAUUCGCUGGACUAUUUGCUGGGGGCUCUAUUGCGUACGUCUGCCAGCUGCCCCCGAGAAUCCCAACCUUAACUGUGGAUUACAAACACCGCUUUCUUCUUAGCCUGGGUUACAACCAACAUGGCCCCUGUCUUCCGAGCUAACAAAGCUGAAUGUGGCGCCGUUGAGGAAGAAUACUACGGGAUUAAAGGAGACAGAAAGGCAAGAAAACCUUUGGUGGAGAAGAAGAGACGGGCACGAAUUAAUGAAAGCUUGCAAGAACUCAGGAUUCUGCUCUCUGACACUGAUUUACAAUCUAAAAUGGAGAAUGCUGAGGUGCUUGAAAUGACUGUGAAACGAGUUGAGCAUGUCCUCAGAAAUCGAUCCCAAGAAUCUGACGCUAUGAAUCGCGAGGCAAGCGAGCGCUUUGCAGCCGGUUACAUCCAGUGUAUGCACGAGGUGCACAUGUACGUGUCCAGCUGUCCGGGCAUCGACCCUACGGUCGCCGCGGAGCUCCUGAAUCAUCUUCUGGAAUGCAUGCCUCUGAACGAAGACAAUUUCCAGGACAUGCUUGUGGAUUUAAUGUCGGACGUCUCCGACAGCAGCAACAACAGCACUUUGCCUACCGGCAAUGGGAGUGGUGUCACUUCGGCCGCAGUAGGGGGGAUACGCGAAGUCACCUCCGCCUUCUCCCCAGCGCCAUCCACUACAUCCAGCGAUGACUUCUAUUCAGACCUAGAUGAAACCGAUGUGGAGCACAGUCAUAAUUCCUCAGAAGACCAUGCAGUCCAACCCACGACGGCAUAUUUCAAAUCUAUAUGGAGACCGUGGUAGGACUGUAUCCAGGACCACAAUUUGUACCGAGAAGCGUGAACUACGUUCAUGUUUUUCAGUUGGAUAUCAUUCAGACUUCCACUAAUAACAUGUUAUAUGCGAUUGAUGGAAGUGAUUUGUGAAAGCAGCUUCCAGCACUGUUCCCGUCAGGACUGUUACCCGAUGGCUGUCUGUUUUGUAGGCCCAAAUAAGUCGUUUUAGUGGAAGUGUCACCAAAUUAAGGGCAUUUUAACUUGGAUUUCAACUGAACUACAAACUUAGUUAAAUACACAGAAAGUUAAGCAUUCACGGUUCUCUCAUAUUAUCGGCAGAAUGUGCUAUGAACUAUUUUACGCUCAGCAGAUAUGUGUCUCUGCCUUCAGUGAAGGUAUAGGUACGUUACUAACUAGAAAUAGAAGUUAUUUUUGAUAGUCAGACAUUAAUUGCGGGUGCCGCCAAUAGGUCGAUGCACCGUACGUGUAUUUUCUGUGUAUGUCUAGUGACUUGGUCUAAAAUGUAUUAAUAAACUAAUUUAAUUCAGAUAUACGUGAUUAGAUUCUAGUCAUACUGCAGAUUUGUUAAUUCGUAUUUUUAAAUGUAAUUCUAUUCCAAGUAGGCAUACACCUGUGCGGCAUUUUUUCCUCAAUUCGCGCAUGUUUUGGAGCAUGGUGAAUUAUUUUCUUGUUAUACCGUUUUCCUCCACCAUGAUUUGCCAAAUAAACACGAACAGUAUUUA
Molecule: messenger RNA, 2055 nt
Organism: Paramormyrops kingsleyae
Lineage: Eukaryota; Metazoa; Chordata; Actinopteri; Osteoglossiformes; Mormyridae
Product: transcription cofactor HES-6-like
Biological process (GO): regulation of DNA-templated transcription
Molecular function (GO): protein dimerization activity; DNA binding
Source: RefSeq, a predicted model, not a curated record